Messenger RNA from Suillus subaureus, 1564 nucleotides. RefSeq lists its product as uncharacterized. The coding region runs from base 189 to 1097 and encodes 302 amino acids. The record is from RefSeq and is a predicted model, not a curated record. Lineage: Eukaryota; Fungi; Basidiomycota; Agaricomycetes; Boletales; Suillaceae. The transcript has 13 exons.
GAAUUAUCGAGGAUAGUCAUCAAAUGGAAAAGUGCGGCACUCCAAGCUCGACACGAUGUCGUACAAUUUUCAUUAGGACGCCACAAGUUUACAACCCUUACAGGUUAACGUUGCCCUGCAAGUAUAAUACAUUGGCGAUCGGCGGCCUCUCCCUCACUCUUUGAAAUCGCCAUUUGACCCGCAGUUUCAUGUCGGAACUAGAAGAAUCUCUCUAUGCUCUUAACUGGAAUGACACCAUAUCAGUUACAGUCAUUACCCUGAUAUCCUAUGAGUACAUACUUCAAUUCGACAAAGAGGUCACGUUUGUUUGGGAAAGACAGUGGUCAGUGAUGACAUAUCUGUACCUUGCCGUUCGAUAUUUUGGUAUUUUCCUUGCAAUGAUUUGUUCCUACUGGGGAGGUCUAUUUUAUAUUCCUGAAACAGUGAGUCAUGUCAUGUUCCUGUUAAUGCAAUGGAGUUAUUCCGUAUAUUUUUGCUUGGCGGAAGUCAUUCUCAUCUGGCGUCUUUACGCCCUAUACAGCCAAUCCAAGCCCUUACUUUAUGUUCUACUGGGGUUGUUCCUACCUGUCGUCGCGACCUAUAUAGGGGUAGAUAUAUUUUUAUGGAGUCGACCCUCAGCGAUCUCAGUGCAAGAAAUAGCGGUAACUCCAAACAUCAAGUACUGCACGACUGUCUUCCACGUCGGGCCUAUGCCUGCGGUAUAUGCUUCCAUCCCCAUCAUAUGCUAUGAUAUUUUCCUGGUUGUUCUUGCCAUUAUUGUCCUCGCGAGGCACCUGAGAGAACGGAAGGGACUUAGAAUGAAACCUAACGCCUAUGUAGUCAUGAUCGUCCGGUAUCAUGUCAUGUACUUUAUCCUGAAUUUGACAAGUCAAAUCGUCAUGGCGAUGCUGUGGGCCGACCUUUCGACGGUAGCGAUGAGUCUCGUACUGUUGUUCAACAAUACUGCGCCAUUUAUUAUCGUGCCACGUCUUAUCAUCAGCAUUUGGGAUACGCAUGCCAAUGAUAACUGUGUACAAGUCAGUGUGUCAUUCGAGGAUUGCGUUUGUUGGACUUCGCCACCGACAUUGGAGCAGCAGGAGAUGGACUCCUCCGUAUGAUGUUCCAACUUGAGGAAGGAGGUAGAGUAAAAUCCUUCACUCAGGCUCUCGUCCUAGCAAAAUUCUCUACUACUCCAUGAGAGUAAGUAGUCUAGGGCCCAAUUUUUCUGCGUAACUAUGUACUAUCAUGUCUAUAAAGUCCCACCAUAUAUAGAGCUUGUGUGUAAUAGCUAGGUGUAAAAGUGCGACCUACCAUAAUUUAUUUUAAAGGACUCGGUAUGCUCUUGGAUCAAGACUCUAACUUCGAGAAUGUUGUGAAGGCAAUCAUGGAACUUUAUAGGAGAAAUAUACAGCUGUUUGCAGGAUAUUAGGCACGACAGCGUUGUUUGAAUUUCAAUUCAUGUCUGAUCGGAUCUGUAGCCUAGUAGAAUGUUCCCCCAGCAAGUAUCUUGUGGGCAGCGGCCGCAGCGCGGUCAUUUUCGUCCCAUCGAUAUCGUAGAUCGCAAUCGAUCGGGACCAUCGGAAGU